UCAGCUCGCUGUCUGAUUCUGGGAUUAUCCACAAACCUCUAGUUGUUUCUAAAUGGAACGUCUAUCAUGAGCGCGGAGCAGGGAUUUCCUCCCUAAACCACUUCCGUCUGUCUUCCCGACACAGAAUGACCCGCAGUGAUUGACCGGCCAUGGAGGUCCAGAGUAGUCUGUCUGCGUGUUGGCGGAGGUUUCUGGCGUGUUUCAAGAAGCCGGGUCAGUCUGCGGGGGAGAGCGGGUCUGGGGACAAAGUCGACGCGGUGAUAGUGAACUUCGCAGCCGAGAGGAGCGCAGCGCCCGGCGCCGAGAGGAAGAGCUGGCGGCCGGCGGACAACUCGGGGGAUUUUUACAUCGCCCUGUACGACUACUCCGCUCGCACCGAGGAGGACCUCAGCUUCCAAACCGAGGACAUCUUAGAGGCUCUGGACAAAAGUACUGGUGACUGGUGGUUUGCCAAAGCCAUCACCGGCCUGUCAACUUCCAAAACAGGAUACAUCCCCGCCAACUAUGUGGCACCUGUGGAGAGUAUUGAUGCAGAACCAUGGUAUUUUCCCGACACCAAGCGUCAGGAUGCGGACAAGAUGCUGCUGGCUGAAGGGAACCGGCAUGGUGCCUUCCUCAUCAGAAACUCUGAGAGCCAGAAAGGAGAGCUCUCCCUCUCAGUGCUGGACAGCGGGAAGGUGAAGCAUUACAAGCUGAAAAAAAAGGAGAAUGGUCAAUACUUUGUGUCGACGACGAGAUGCUUUUCAACAAUUAAGGAGUUGGUACAACAUUACUCCGGACAGGCUGAUGGCCUCUGUGUGCGUCUGGCUGAACCAUGCAAAAAGAUGGAGGCUCCACAGACGUAUGGUAUGUCCUACAACACAGUGGACCAAUGGGAAAUUGACCGCAACUCCAUCAAGCUGCUGAGGAAGCUGGGAGCGGGUCAGUUUGGUGAAGUCUUCGAGGGCAUAUGGAACGAAACCACAGCAGUCGCAGUGAAGACCCUCAAACCUGGUACCAUGGAUCCCGAGGACUUCCUGAGAGAGGCUCAGAUCAUGAAGAGGCUGCGGCAUGCCAAGCUGAUCCAGCUGUAUGCAGUCUGCACCAUGGAGGAGCCCAUCUACAUCAUCACAGAGCUGAUGAAGAACGGCAGCCUGCUGGAUUACCUCCAGAAGGAUAAAGGCACCACGCUAGCGAUCUCUGACCAGAUCGAGAUGGCUGCGCAGGUUGCAUCAGGUAUGGCGUUCCUGGAGUUGCAGAACUACAUCCACAGAGACCUGGCAGCCAGGAAUGUCCUGGUGGGCGAAAACAACCUCUGCAAGAUCGCCGACUUUGGCCUCGCCAGGGUCUUCAUGAAAGAGAAUGAAAAUGUGUACGAAGCCAAAGAGGGCACAAAGUUUCCGGUGAAGUGGACUGCUCCAGAGGCUAUCCAUGACAACAAGUUCACGAUAAAAUCUGAUGUGUGGUCCUUUGGUGUUUUGCUGUAUGAGAUCAUGACAUUUGGCCAGAUGCCGUACCCAGCCAUGACCAACUUCCAAGUGGUCCAGCGGAUUCCCCAGGGCUACAGGAUGCAGUGCCCCCCGCACUGCCCCAAAGUCAUGUACGACAUCAUGACGGACUGCUGGAAGGAGAAUGAACAGGACCGGCCCACGUUCGAGACCCUGCAAUGGAAACUGGAGGACUACUUCGACCUGGAUGUGACCUCGUAUGACGAUGCCAGCCGCUAUUAGCAAACCAACAUGUCUGGGACACAUUUGAGCGAAACAACAAAAAACUCUGAAUGCAGCGAAACAAAAUCAUACUCGUAUGGACACAAAUGUGGAGUUCCACUAACAGUUUCAUGAAGUUACUCAUUGAAAUGUAAUUUAAAAUUCCUCUUGUUGCACACAGUUGAAGGAUCUAAAAGUAUGAUAUGCAUGUGAUAGAAUACUGUGACUGUAGCUGGCACCCAGUGAGGAAGCUUUUGCUUCCAAGUGUGCUUAGUUUCGACACUCCUGGUCUCGCUUUGCGUGACAAAGGAAUGCACUUUCAGGGCAUUGAGCCUAACUCUGAGUUAGUCCUUAAAUAGAAGAGACCAUUUGCAGCACAAUCCAUCUCGAUGAACCUGUUCGUCUUGCACUCAGCAUAGCUCACAUUGUUUCCACCUGCAGAGCUUUACUGGAAGCUACCAGAGAGGGUGACUAAUGUUCUCUCAGUCUGUUGUACUUUGAGUCUUAGAUAGUGAGACUGAGGUGAGUCGCAGGUACUGUCAGUUCAGCACACUCAUGGUUGCAUAUGUAUUGCUUGCAACCAAGUAGAUCUUUUUCUUUUUAUUCCAAUGUAGGCAACUGAAUUUGGCCCUGGCAGCCCAUUACAGCCCCCCUAAAUGAAAGCACAUUACCAAUCUCUUUAUUGACAAAGUACAAAAAAUGGCUUCAUUCUGUUCCAUUACAUAAUAUAACUUCCUCUCUUGAAGCUCUUCUAUUUGGGUUACAAGAAAAGUAGAAGCUAAAGGACACUGCCAGGUUUUUAUGAAGCCCUGCAGGUGCAUGGGUUGAGGAAAAUUAAUGCAGACAAAUGAUUGGAGCAUAAACUUUCAGUAGCUGUUUGUAAGUUUUCAUAUCACUACAUAGUCAAUGUUAACAGCCUAAUAUCAAUCUAUUAGGCUACAUCCACCUUACUACACUUUUGUUUGAAAAUGCGUAAACUCUGCUAUGGAUACACCUGGCAUCCAAGUUUGGAAGCGCUGCUAGCCCCGUUUUAGUUUGAAAACUCCAGGGCUACAUUUUAGUCUGAGAUGUUUGGAAACAACCAGUUGCUGUUUGGGUCAUUUUGGUGACAAUGUAGGCUUCGCUGACAUGUCAGGGUCCUAUCACAUGACCUCAUUCCGAGAUAAAUAUUAGCCUCAGCUAGACUGAGUGUAGAACACAACAAUCUUUGCUUCUAUUGAAGUUAGCAUCCUAACCAGCUAGCCACGCACCAUAUGUGUGGUAGUGAGUCAGUGUAGGGUUCAGUCUGUUCUGAAUUAGUUGUGACCAUCACCACGACCUGCUCCUGGUAAGAAACUACAAUUGGCAACGCGAAAACGAAUCUCCCACAUGUAAUCUCAGCAUUUUGAGACAUUUUUAAGCUACAUUUAUAGCAUUUUUUUUCUGUUGUGGCCAUUGCACAUUAUUACAAAGGUGAUGCGAAGAACAUGUUAGUAAUUUCAUAAUCAGCAUAUAGAACAACAUAAGCAUUCAUUUUCAGUAGAGUUUGUAUACUUUUAGCUCUGUUUUGGGUCUCCUUAAAUCCUUGAGAGAGUUAUCUGACUCUUUAACUGCCUAAUUUGUCCACUUUAGCUCUGCAGGUUGUCACCAACUUUGGUUUACAACAGCUUUUCUGGCUGAAAAAACGAUCACAAUGAGGUAAAUCUAAACUGGAACCAAAGACUGGAGAAUUAUCUGUAGGUUGAACAACUUUUGCAUUAAAUGAUUAAAGUAAUGUUAAGGGAUAUCAAAUUAAAUCCUUAGUUUUCCAUCCAAAAUUGAAACAAAAGUAUCUUAGGUUUUUCCUCGGACGACAUUGACCUAAACACUCGAUUGUAAAACUCUGGCAGCAGAAACUGAAUUGGUCAGGUAGGGGGCAGCCCCAGCAUCAUGUUAGUGACCUUCUAGCAGUGAUGUUUCAGUAUUGAGAUGCCUAAAAGAACGAAAAACCAUUUUCUAACUAUACAUGUCCCUUCAACAUGUGUUUUGAUGUAAGGCUGAAUAUUGUUUAUCCUGUUGAUAGUUUUGGUUGCUAUCAGUUAGCCGCACGUUUAUCACAGUGUAACCAAAUGUUAAUUUAUUGCGAAAGAAACGGUGAGAGUUGGAUGAUCUAAUUUACUGUAAAUGAGCUGCUUGGAAGUUUAGAUGUUGGAUGGAGUUGCAUUGAUAUAAUUCAGAUUUUGUCGAUCAAACAUUGUUGUCAGAUGUUUGACCCCACCUUAAACAUAUGUUAAAGAUUGCGUAACAUGAUGUUCUGUAAAAUUGUCGCAAAGGUUCUUAUUUUUUUUUCUCCUAGACACUGUUUCGGCCACAGUGUUUGGUAGUCCAGGGUCUGUAUGGUGCCCUCAUGCUACUACACCUUAAGCCAAAGCACACUAACCUUUCUGCUUUUAUGAUCUAUCACGCUCAGUCAAAUGUUUUUUCAAUCAUACUCAUGUGGGAACUACAGUGUAAUGGCUCAGUGACUGAACUAUGCAACACUGGAUCAUUCCUUCUUUUUUUUACUGAUUCUGUUUGAAGUGUAGAGCUGCUCUCAGAUCUGUGGCAACAAUCUUUCUAAGAACAUGUUGUGUUGAUCGAUGUCUAACACAUUAAUAUCAGUUGUUGUACCAGCCAUCAUCGUGCUCUGAUGAUUUGAGUGUCUUGUGUUCAUAGUCAUGAACGCCAUCCUUUUAAUUGUAUGUUGUAACCAGGCCAGUGUUUAUAUAUAAUCAUACUGUAUUUUAACAUAAUUAUCCUUUUAUUUUUAUCACAAAUAAAUGAUUUAUAUUUA
Molecule: messenger RNA, 4479 nt
Organism: Limanda limanda (common dab)
Lineage: Eukaryota; Metazoa; Chordata; Actinopteri; Pleuronectiformes; Pleuronectidae
Gene: frk
Product: fyn-related Src family tyrosine kinase
Exons: 8
Coding region: 150-1709 (519 amino acids)
Biological process (GO): innate immune response; protein phosphorylation; cell surface receptor protein tyrosine kinase signaling pathway
Cellular component (GO): extrinsic component of cytoplasmic side of plasma membrane
Molecular function (GO): non-membrane spanning protein tyrosine kinase activity; signaling receptor binding; ATP binding
Source: RefSeq, a predicted model, not a curated record